AUGGCCAGACUUUCAAAGAUUGCCGGAUAUGUCAUUGCAGCUGUUGUUGUACUCACAAUUGUCCUUUCCGAAAUUGCUGAACGCAAAGAGGCCGCAGAUAUAAAUGCAGCUCUCGACGAUCUCUUGGCGUCUCUGACAAAGAUUUGUGCACGACUUGAGCUCGAGAAACUCAACCGCAUAACAAGGAGUCCAUGGAUCGUGGCUGCCACCAUUCCGCAACCCUGGGAGAUACCUCAGCCCUACCGUAAAACGCCCGGAGAUUGCGAACCAGACUGGGCAGCUAUUGGCUUUGAAGAAGCCGGAUCCAUCUACUUCGACUUGAUACAUGGCAAUUCGUCCUGUGCUACCACGUCAGAGAAGCCAGCAAGUGCUCUGGCUUCCCAUACAGCAGCUUAUAUUUCGGAACAGCCAACUUCAACUAGCAAGUUUCCUCGGGAGACAGGUCUUUUGAGUGGUGGCUGA
Hyaloscypha bicolor E is the source of this 462-nucleotide messenger RNA. RefSeq lists its product as uncharacterized. Lineage: Eukaryota; Fungi; Ascomycota; Leotiomycetes; Helotiales; Hyaloscyphaceae. The record is from RefSeq and is a predicted model, not a curated record. The coding region runs from base 1 to 462 and encodes 153 amino acids. The transcript has a single exon.